Canis lupus familiaris (dog) is the source of this 8844-nucleotide messenger RNA. RefSeq lists its product as uncharacterized. The transcript has a single exon. Bases 189 to 8228 code for a protein of 2679 amino acids. Lineage: Eukaryota; Metazoa; Chordata; Mammalia; Carnivora; Canidae. The record is from RefSeq and is a predicted model, not a curated record.
CGGUGGAGUUCAACCCUGGACCACAGAGACAAGGUGAGAAAUCUGAUUGGAUACCUGAGUGCAGGCUUCGAGAUUUGAAAUCAGUUGAGUUAAAACCUGUUCCACAGUUACAAGGUGUAACCUCUUCUGAGUUGGCACCAGAAACAAAGCUUCAAAGUGGAGAAUCUGUGGAGUUCCUUGCCAGACCCAUGAAGCAAGAUAUGAAAUCUCUUGAAUGGACUCUAGGUGCAAAGGUCAAAGAUGUGAAAUCUUUGGGGUUUGGGUCAGCCCCACAGUUACAAAACAGGAAACUGCAUAUGUUGACACCAGGGGCACACCUUCAAGGUGUGAAAUCUAUGAAAUUCAACCCCGGGGCAAAGUUGCAAGGUGCAAAAUCUCCUGAGUCCAUAAACCUUCGAAUAAUGAAAACGACAGAAGUCAAACAUGACCCAGAAUUUCAGGUUGCAAACCCCUCUGAGUUAGCCUUGAAAUCAAAGACUUGCAGUGUGAUAUCUUCUGAGUUCAAAGCUGGGAAACAGUGGCAAGAAGAGAAAUCUUGUAAGUUGAAACCAUGGCCAGAGCUUCAAAGUAUGAAAUUUAUGGUAUACAAUCCUGGACCACAUCUGCAACAUAUAAAAUCUUCAGAAUUAUGCAAAGAGACAAAGCUUCACGAUGUGAAAGCUAUGGAAUUCAAUCCCGAGCAGCAGUUGCAAGAUGUGAAAUCUCCCGAGUUAUGCAAGGGAACAGGUAUGCUUCAAGGUAUGCAGUCUUUUGAGCUCAAUCCUGGGCCACAGCUACAAGAGAUAAAAUCUGAGUUGUGCACAGAUGUGAAGCUUCCAUAUGAGCAAUUUCUGGAAUUCAAGCAUGAGCCUAAAUUACAAGGUGGGAAAUCCUCUGAAUUGAAUCCAGGGCCACAGCUUCAGUGUACAAAUCUUGUGGCAUUCAGCACUGGGCCACAAUUGAAAGGUGUAAAAUCUGAGUUGAAUCCUCAGCCGGGGCUUCAAGGUAUAAAAUCUCAGGUGUUCUGCCUUGGGCCACAUGUGCAAGGUGUGAAUUCUUCUGCAUUUAUUUCAAACCCAAAACUGCAGUGCGUAAAUUCUUUUGGAUGCAACCCUGAGCCACCUUUGCAAGGUAUAAACCCUUCUGAAUUAACUUUAGUUUCAAAACUUCAAGGUAUGAAGUCUUCUGAAGUGAGUUCAGGGACAGAGAUUGCAAGUGAGACAUCUAUGGUGUUCAACCCUGACCGGCAUUUGCAAGAUAUGAAAUCUGAAUUGAUUCCAGGGUCGAAGUUUCUAGGUGUUGCACCUAUGGAAUGCAACCCUGGGCCACAGAUGAAGUGUGUAAAUUCUUCUGAGUUGAAUGCAGAGCCAAAAUUACAAUGUGUAAAUUCUAUGGGGUGCAAACGUGGGCCACUUUUGGAAGGCGUACAGUCUUUUGGGUUGACUUCAGGGAGAAAAUGUCAACAAGGUAUGGGAUCUGAGGUGAAUCCAGGGACUAAGAAGCAAAGUGAGACAUCUGUGGUGUUCAACUUGGAAUCACAUUUGCAAUGUUUGAAAUCUGAAUUGAUUCCAGGGUCAAAGUUUCUAGGUGUAGCACCUAUGGAAUGCAACCCUGGGCCACAGGUGAAGUGUGUAAAUUCUUCUGAGUUGAAUCCAGAGUCAAAAUUACCAUGUGUAAAUUCUACGGGGUGCAUACUUGGGCCGCCUUUGCAAGGUAUACAAUCUUUUGAGUUGACUUCAGGGAUUAAAUGUCAAGGUAUGGGACCUUUUGAUUUGAAUCUGGGAACGGAAGUUCUAGGUGUAAAAUCUGUUAUGUUCAACCCUAUGCAACAUUUACAAAAUGUGAAAUGUGAAUUGACUCCAGGGACACAGUUUCAAGGUAUAACAUCACGGGAGUUCAACUGGGGCCCACAGCUGCAAAGCAUGAAUUCUUCUGAUUUGAAACCAGGGUUAGAACUUCAAUGCAUAAAUUCCAUAAAGUUUAAUCCAGGGCCACAGAUGCACGGCACAAAGCCCUCUGAAACUAACCCUACAUCAGAAUAUCAAGGUACAAAAUCUAUUCUGUUCAACGCUGGAGCAUAUUGGCAAGGUGUAAAAUCUUCUGAGUUAAUUCCAGGGACAAAGUUUCCAGAAAUCCAGUUUUUGGAGAAUCACUGUGGGUCACAGCCACAAGUUGUACAGUCGGUGUUCACUUUAGGCUCUCCGUUAAAUGGUAUGAAAUCUGUGUUAUUUUUACCAGAGCCACUGCUUAACGAUGUAAAGUCGGUGGAGAUGAACAAAGAGCCACUGCUUUGUGGUGCAAAUUCUGUGAAACUGAUUUCAGGCUCCGAGCUGCAAGACUUGAAAUGUGAGACGUUUGCACUAGAGCCAUGUUUUAAAAAAAUGAAAUAUGUGGAGUUAAAUCCAGGGCCACAUCCUCAAGGUAUGAAUUCUGAGGAGUUGCCCUCACACCUUAGACGACAUAGUGUGAGAUCUGUGGUGUUUGCACCAAAGCUGUGUUUUCAAGAUGUGAAAUCUCUGGAGUUGAAACCAGGACCGCAACCUCAAAAUGUGAAUUCUAAGGAUUUGAAUUCUUGCCUCCGGCAGAAAUCUGUGGUGUUUGAAUCAGAGCCACGUUCUCAAGAUGUGAAAUCUUUGAAAUCAAACCUAUUGCCACAUUGUCAAAGUGCUAAUUCUUUAGGGUUGUCAACAUGCCUCAAGUCACCACAUGCUAACUCUGAGACCUUUGCACCAGAGCCAUGUUUUCAAGAUAUGAACUCGGUAGAAUUGACACCAGGGUUCCAACAGCAAGGUACGAAUUGUCGAGAGCUGACUUCAGGAUGGCAAGGUAUGAAAUCGGUGGUGUUGGCACCAGAGGCAACUAAAAAGUUUGCACCAGGACCAUUGUUGACUAGCGUUAAAUUUUCAGAUUGGUCUCCGGAAUCACAGCAACGAGAUGAGAAAUCUUUGGAGUUUACUCCAGAUCCAAAGUUGCAAAGUAUAAAACAUGUGAAAUUGUCCUCAGCCUCUCUACAGCAAGAUACAAAAUCUGUAGAGUUAGCACCGGGGGCACUGCUUCAAGGAACAAAAGCUGAGAUGCUAAAUCGGAAAAGAAGCUAUCAAAUCACAGACUCUGAGAUAAUCCCUAGGCCAGGGCAUCAGUUUGUAGAAUGUGCAGAGAUGAUCCCGACACCAAAGCAUCAAGUCCCUAAAUCUAUGAAUUUGAUUUCAAUACCAGUUUAUCACAUCACAGAAAGGUUGGCACAUCAAGGCAACGAAACCACAGAAAAAUCUGUGGAGUUGACCCCAAAGCCAACAAGUAAAGCCAUGGAUUCUUCAAGAGUGCCUCUAAGGCUAGAUCUUCAAGUACCAGAAUCUGUUGAUCGGACUCCAGUGCUAAGGAAUCAAGGUUCUAAAUCCUCGAAAUUAACCCUAAAGAAAAGCUACCAAAUCCCAGAAACUCUAGAGUUGCUCUCUGAGUCACGGCCUCAACUUAGAGAUUUGAGAGAGUUACAUACAAGGCCACUGCAGCAAGCUGUAGGAUUUGAAGAGAUUACACCAGAGCCCAGGCAUCACACUACAGAAACUGUGGGAUUGACCUCCAAGGCAAGGCAAAAAGGGAAGGAAUUCCUCGGAGUGACCCCAAAGCCAGUAAGCGAAACCACUGGAUAUUCAGAGAGAUGUCCUAGGCCCUAUCCUCAAGCACUAGAAUUUGUGGAGGUGAUCUCUGAGAAAAGACUGCAAAGAGGAGAAUCUGACGCACUGAUUACAAAGCCAUUGCAUCAUGUUCCAGAAUCUCCAGAAAUGACAUCAGGGCUAGGAUAUCAAGUUCCUGAAUCUGUGGGUUUAACCUCUAGGCAAUGGCUUCAAAGGAGACAAUCUUUAGAGUUGCUCCAAAAGCAAACAGGUCAAGCUGUAGGACACACAGAGUCUGUAGAGCUCACAUCUGAGACAUGGCAGCCAGAGAAUGGAUCAGUGGGGCUACCACAGUCAGAGAAUCAAAGUAUAAAAUAUUCACAGAGAGCUCCAGGAGUACGGGCUCAAAUUACAGAAGUUAUGAGGAUUAGUCCAAAGCCACUAGAUCAAGUCCCAGGAUCCACAAAGACACAGCUUCAAGCUGCGCUCUCAAUAGGAAUAACCCCGGGAGCCCCCCAAAAAGUUACUGAGUAUGUGAAAGUGACUCCUGGGCCACCACUUCAGGUUGUGAAGUCUGUAGCAUUAACCCCAGGGCCAGCCUUUCAAAUGAUAGACUAUGUUCAGCUGACCCCAAAACUGCAAGAUGUGAGACCCUCUGAGUUUACCUCAGAGCUGUGGUUGCAAAGUGUAAAAUCUAAAGAAUUAACCACAGAGCCAACACACCAAAUUUUGGACAUAAUGAAGUCGACAGGCUUUCAGAUUGUAAAGACUGUGUUAAUCCCAUGGCCACCACUUCAAAUUGUAAAAUCUGAGGAGUUAGCACCAGGGCCAAUUGCUCAGGUUGUAGAACCAAUAGGAGUAGCAUUAGGAUCAGCGAUAGAAGUAAUAGAUUGUUUCAAUCUUCAAGAAAUGGUAGAACCCGUGGAAUUAACUCCAAGGCCAAAUACCCAUGUGAAAUCUGCAGAAUUACUCUCACAGCCAGCAUGUCCCUUUGAGGAGCCUGCAGUGUUCACUCAUGAACAAGGGCUUCAGGCUGUGAAAGCAAUAGGGAUAAAAAUAAGGCCUCCUCAAAUGAUGGAAUCUGAGGAUUUGAAUCUACGACAGGUAUAUCAGAAUAGGGAAUGUGAGGAUUUUACAUCAAGAGAGGAGUUACAAAUAGAGAACUAUCUCUCUAGAUUUCUCCAUAACUCUUCCAACUCCCUCAUCACAAGUUCUGAUGAAACAGAAUUCGGAAGCCUUUGUGAUUUUGAGGUGCCAGAAGUAUCAAGGGCCUUGGAUAUAAGAAACAUUGGGACAGAUAUUUUUCAGCCUGAAGAGUCCUUUAUAGACCCUACUAUGAUACAAUCUUCAACUCUUCCCUUUUCCCUUCACAAUCAACUCUCUGAUAAGAUAGCUAACAUUGUAGAAACUCCACAUUUUGAGAGCUCAGGAGUGGGUGUCCUAUCUAAGACGACUGACAAGAAGCAGGUGGAAGAGCUAGGGAACUCACUCCAGGGCCUAUCCCAACAUCCACCACAAAGCUGGAGAUCACCACCUAGGACAUUCCACUCAGGCUCAAGAAUUCAAAGAGGCCUUACCAGCUCUGUCCUGGGCAGACAACAGAACGUCUGGGAGAGUCACUCCUGGAGACAGCGACUACCUCGAAAAUAUCUCUCCAAUAUGCUAAUGUUGGGGGAUGUCUUGGGAACCACGAUGGAAAGGAAGCUUUGUUCUCCAACAUCUUUAAUGGAAAGAGCCACUAGAGAUAUCCGUCAAUCUAUCCAGAAUUUAUUUGGGGUUCCAGCUGAACUGAUGAAGCCUUCCCAGAGUCUGCUAGAGAAAGGUCGAGGUGUUAUUCCUCAGCCUUCAGUGGCCAGAAACUACAUUCAGAGGCACACUUCAUGUCGUGGUCACGAGCAAAGAACAGCCUUAAGAAUAUGGACACGUAGCUCCAUGUCCUCCAUAAUACAGCAAUAUUCUGGGACUAGAGUGAGAUUAAAGAGAAGUUCAAAGCUCACUGAUAUAUCCCAGGACAUCUUUCAGCACAUACCAUUCAGCACAUCAGAGGGCCAGCCUCCUGCCCCAGUACAGCUAGAGUCUUCCUUCAAUAUAGUUUUCACCAGGAAAGAUUCUGUUCCAGUGGAAGAGAGUGAGAACUCUUUGAGUUUUGAGUCCCAACACAGUCUCAAGCCAAGUUAUCUUCCCCACCAGGCCAAGACUGACUUCUCAGAACAGUUCCAGUUGCUACAAGAUCUGCAGCUAAAAAUAGCAGCAAAACUGUUAAGGAGUCAAAUACCCCCAAAUGUACCUCCACCUCUAACUUCAGGUCUGGUUUUAAAAUACCCUAUCUGCUUACAGUGUGGCCGAUGUGCAGGAUUUAAUUGCUGUCAUAAAUUACAGGGCACUUUCGGACCUUACCUUCUUAUCUAUCCACAGCUCCACCUUGUACGCACUCCUGAGGGCCACGGAGAGAUUAGGUUGCAACUUGGCUUUAGGUUGCAAACUGGGAAAAGACCCCAAGUCCCAAAGUACCACAGAAGAGACAGACCCAUCACACCACGAAGUCCUAUAUCACCAUCGCUAAGGACAGCGAAAGUCUAUACUCGAGCUUCCAAGAGUCCUACUUCUACGAUAUAUUUCCAGUCUGGAUCUUCCCAGUCUCCUUCUCCUGUACGAGUCCACAUCAGGCGAAGGCAGUAUAGAGGCCCUGACCUAGUAGGAAAGACAGAAAUUAGAAAGCCGGGGCUCUAUGAAUUUAGUCAGGUUCACUCUCUACCAGAGAGUGUCUCUGAAAGCAAUCAGAAUGUAAAAUGGGCUAAAAGGAAAACCAAAAAGACCCAUAAUCCAAAAUACCCAUACCCAAUGAAAAGAAUCACCAAGGGAAGCAGAACACAAAACACAAAACUCUACACAAAUGGUAGAAGCAUAAUACAGAGUCCUUCUAGGGAAUUACCAGCCCAGGUAAGAAGCAAGAGGACUGGAACAUCUCAAACUACCUCUGCGUCUUUAAGAAGACAAUCUAAGAAAUCCUCCCAACCCAAAUUCAUUCAACUGCUUUUGCAAGGCCUAAAGCAAGCAUUGCAGACAGCACACAGAAUUAUGACUUCUGCCGGGCAGAAGCCCGUGGACAGGCCACGGCCAGACCAUUCGUGGUCAAGCAAAAACCAGCAUCUAAAACAAAGAGCCAGAAAUGAUUACCUAUCAAGAGAUAUCAAAAGAGACAGGAUGUCAGUUGUUAAGGUAAAGCCAGUAGACAUAACCACUAAGCAGAACAUGUUAUGGGAAGAAAGAGAGCAAUUCAGAUCAGCUCAACCACCAGAAAGAGAUAGCUCUUUCCAACUCAGACGUACCCAACUGCCUAAGCCCAUAGUUUCCCAAGGAAGUGCCGCUUUCAAAACCAGUUCACUUGGACAGCCUAUGGGUAUUGUUCAAAAUGACUCUAGCAGCAAAGGUAAGAAAAAGCUCUACAGAAGUGAAAUCUCUAGCCAGGAGUCCAAGAACUCCAAAACAGGAACCGGAGUUCAAGUCGGGGGGAGAAAUCUACAUGGUUCACCUCACAGAACCUCACACAGCCACCUUAAAGAGAAACUCGCACCCAAGAAGCAAAACCACAGCUUCUUAAGGGAGAGAACCCCAUAUAAUUCCUCUGUAAGGAGCCAUCGCAGUCCCUCUGAGAGGAGAUGUCGCAGUCCCUCUGAGAGGAGCCAUCGAAGUACUUCUCAGAAGAGCCAUCACAUUCCCUCUGAGAGGAGCCAUCACAGUCUGUCUGAAAAAAGCCAUCACAGUCUCUCUGAGAGGAGCCAUCAAAGUGCCUCUGAGAGGAGUCAUCGCAGUCUUCCUCAAAAGAGUCAUCACAGUCCCUGUGAGAGGAGCCAUCACAGUCUUUCUGAAAAAAGCCAUCACAGUCCCUCUGAUAGGAGCCUUCGUAGUCUCUCUGGAAGGAGCUAUCACGGUGCCUCUGAGAGGAGCCAUCGUGGUCCUUCUCAAAAGAGCCAUCACAGUGCCUCUGAGAGGAGGCAUCACGGUCCUUCUCAAAAGAGUCAUCACAGUCCCUCUGAGAGGAGCCUUCGAAGUCCUCAAAAGAGUCAUCACAGUCCCUCUGAGAGGAGCCAUCACAGUCUUUCUGAAAAAAGCCAUCACAGUCCCUCUGAUAGGAGCCCUCGUAGUCUCUCUGGAAGGAGCUAUCACGGUGCCUCUGAGAGGAGCCAUCGUGGUCCUUCUCAAAAGGGCCAUCACAGUGCCUCUGAGAGGAGGCAUCACGGUCCUUCUCAAAAGAGUCAUCACAGUCCCCCUGAGAGGAGCCAUCGAAGUCCUCAAAAGAGUCAUCACAGUCCCUCUAAGAGGAGCCUUCGGAGUCCUCAAAAGAGUCAUCACAGUCCCUCUGAGAGGAGCCAUCACAGUUUCUCUGAAAAAAGACAUCACAGUCCUUCUGAGAGGAGCCCUCACAGUCCAUCUCAGAAGAGCCAUCACCGUCCCUCUCAGUGGAGCCAUCGCAGUCCUUAUCAGAAAGGCCAUCACAGUCCCUCUGAGAGGAGCUAUCGCAGUCUCUCUGUAAAGAGCCAUCGGAGCCCUUCUGAGAGGAGAUGUCGCAGUCCCUCUGAGAGGAGAUGUCGCAGUCCCUCUGAGAGGAGCCAUCGAAGUUUAGGAUUAAUCUGAGAUUUUGUAAGCAAUCAAGUACCCUCAUUUGACAAGUAUUGUAAAACAAUCGUUAUUGUUGAAAUCUUUGAAAAAUAAAAGAGACCUAGGGGGAGUGGUUUCUUAACCAUGUUGAUUAAUUCCCAAGAUGUUAAUCAUGCUGAUCAUAUGAAGUAUUGUUUUUUUGGUUGUUGUUAUUAUUGUUUUUAAUGUGCUUAUGCUUAUUCAUGAGAAGGGAUAUGGGUAUAUUUGAGUCUUACACUGACAGUGAUGAAAUUCCUAUGGUGACAGUUUACUAAGAGGAGUCAGAGGGGACUUGACUCUUAUUGGCCUCCUGAUACUAGCAAGUCUUCCAAGUAGAGAUUUCUCCCAUUGUUUUGGAUGGUGGGUUUUGGUCCUAGAGUACUGCUAAUUCCUGUUAAAAUUUUUUAUACUUUUACUGAGGUACCAUUGAAGUACAAUAGAAUGCAUCUUUACAGUAUACAUACUUAAAGCAUACAGUAUGAUCAGCUCUUUUUUUUACAUUUUUAAAAUUUAAAUCAAAUUUUCAAUAUAGAUUAUAACAUCCAGUGCUCAUCCUAUCAAGUGCCCUCCUCAUUGCCCGUCCCCCAGUUACCCUAUCCCGCUCCCACCAACC